Molecule: messenger RNA, 1986 nt
Organism: Microplitis demolitor
Lineage: Eukaryota; Metazoa; Arthropoda; Insecta; Hymenoptera; Braconidae
Product: carbonic anhydrase 7
Exons: 6
Coding region: 461-1381 (306 amino acids)
Cellular component (GO): cytoplasm
Molecular function (GO): carbonate dehydratase activity; zinc ion binding
Source: RefSeq, a predicted model, not a curated record
UAUUUUUGAAUAUAUGAGAAUUUUUAAUAAAAAUUUUUUUUAUUGGCAAUUUUAUAAGAAUUUUCAACUUUGUUUUCCAAGGUUCUAACAAAAAAAAUCUAUGGGGAAUCUAAAAUAAUUAUUAUUUGCCACGGAAAUUUUUAUUUUUUGAUCUUUUAACAGAAAAAAAAAUUUGACCUCACACAGAAUCUCCUUGAGUAAAUUAUCAUAUGUCGCCAGAAAAAAUAACAAAAAAAGGAAACAUAUGUCAGUUAACUUAGAUAUUUAUAUAAUAUGCUAAUUUAUUGAUCUAUUGAUCCAUUAUUUAACACCAACUGUUUCAUGACUAAAAAUGCAUCAUUAUUAUUAAAAAUAUAUAUUACAACCAUAAUUAUAAUUCACAUCUGACAUCUUUAGUCUCAAUUCGAUCCUUCAAUCGACAGUUUAAAUUUUCAACUUGAGCGGAGUUUUAAUUUUAAAAAUGUUUCAUUUUAUUUUUUAUCUUUUUAUUAUUUUAGUACUCACAAUUCAAAUGUCCUUCGGAUUUUUUGGAUACUCGCGACGUCAGCAACAUAAUUGGCCAAGAGAAUUUAAAGAUUGCGGGGGUAAAUAUCAAUCACCGAUUGAAUUGUCGCCAUCAAAAUCAAUUAUUUUGCCAUUACCAUCAUUAGAAUUACUGGGUUAUCAUAAUUAUCUGCCACGUUUAACAAUAGCAAAUAACGGGCAUUCUGUGGCAUUGGAGGUUGACAAUAAUAAUUUAAAAUUAAAUAGAAAACUCCCUUAUAUUUUUGGUGCAACGUUAGAGGAUAAUGAAGGAUACGAAUUUAGUGGUUUGCAUUUUCAUUGGGGAUUAAAAAAUAACCACGGAUCUGAACAUGUUGUCAAUGGUAUCAGGUAUCCUAUGGAAAUGCAUAUAAUUCACAAAAAUAAAUUGUAUCUUGAUAUUAAAGAAGCUCAGAAACACAAAAAUGGUCUCGUGGUCCUAGGGAUAUUUUUUCAGCUGCGAGAUGAAGAUAAUAAUAAUUUGAACCCUAUAUUAAAAAAUUUCCAACCAUUAAAAUGGGUCGACAGUUCUCUAAAAAUGAAUUUAUCAAUAACUUUAAAGUCAUUACUACCCUCAGAUAUUGAUACUUACUAUACAUACAGAGGGUCACUUACGACUCCACCAUGCAGUGAAGCUGUCACGUGGAUUAUUUUUACCAAUCCCAUCCCCAUUUCUUUCAAGCAAUUAAAUAAAUUUAGGUCUCUUUCCAAUGGCGAAGAUAUUCUUGGUGAUAAUUUUAGAAAAUUACAAGAUUUGGGUAAACGAAAACUUUAUUUAAGAAAAUUAAAUGAUGACUUUGCUAAUAAAUAUGACUCUGGUAAUUUUAAUAUCAGUAACUUAGAGUGGAUUUGGGAAUAAAUAAAAAAAAAAAAAUUGAACGAGAAAACAGGGGUAGAUAUGAUCGUGAAGACAGCAGGCAAUUAAAAAUGUUUAAGUUUUUUUUUCCAACCAAUUAAUUACAAAAAAAAAAAAUCUAAAAAUAUGCACAUGUACAAAAUUAAAAAAAAAUAUAGGUGCAAUUUUUUUGAAAUUUUUUUUUUUUAUAAUUUAUUGUUUUUAAAAAAAUUCAACAAUUUUUUGACGUCUGCUAAAUUCAGUAUCAUAGUUAGAAGACAAUCAAAAAUUUUUGGAUUUUCUUUUUCCACGAAUUAAUGACAAAAAAAAAAAAAUUAAAAAUAUGCACAUGUCGGAAAUUGAAAAAACAAUAGGUGCAAUUUUUUGAAAUAUUUUUUUUUAAUAAUAUAUCGGCUUAAAAAAAAAUCCAAAAAUUGUUAGACGUCAUAUAACUUAAGUAUCAUGAUGAGGAUUCGAACCAUGGACAAGGUUUAGAGUUGGGAAUUUUAAGUUUUAAAUUGAAUGUAAUAAAUAACUAUUUAAAUCGUUUAUUAAUAAGUAAACAAUGUAAUUAUAAUAAUUUGUUAAUUUUUUUGUAGAUAUUAAUAAUAAUAUUUAGUUACAAAACA